AUGCAUGCUGACUUCGCGGAACUAUCCGGAAGACAGUACUUGCUGAUGAUCGACUCUUUCUUAAAGUGGAAAGAAGUACACAAAUUGGACACUCAUGCCACCACAGAGAAGACGAUGAAUGCAAUGAAACUGGCUUUUAGUUAUCACGGCUUACCCAGGAGGUUGGUGACGGAAACCAUCCCCCAAUUUAGGUUACAUGAAUUUCAGAUAUUCAUGAAGGCCAAUGGAAUUCGAAAUCAGUUAACACCGCCUUAUCAUCCUUCAUUUAAUAAACAGGCUGAAAGACUUCCAAGAACUCAAGAAAAUUUUGAGCAGUCGGCCAACAGAGAGAUCCAUCACUCAUCAGGUAUCAUCAUUCUUACUGCGGUAUCGAACGACACCAAACACGACAACAGGGAAGGCCCCAGUGGAGCUCAUGUUGAAGAUAGAAUUGAGAACUAG
Messenger RNA from Corticium candelabrum, 441 nucleotides. RefSeq lists its product as uncharacterized. The record is from RefSeq and is a predicted model, not a curated record. Gene Ontology annotation, biological process: DNA integration. Lineage: Eukaryota; Metazoa; Porifera; Homoscleromorpha; Homosclerophorida; Plakinidae. Gene Ontology annotation, molecular function: nucleic acid binding. The transcript has a single exon. The coding region runs from base 1 to 441 and encodes 146 amino acids.